Molecule: messenger RNA, 1490 nt
Organism: Macadamia integrifolia
Lineage: Eukaryota; Viridiplantae; Streptophyta; Magnoliopsida; Proteales; Proteaceae
Product: GDSL esterase/lipase At5g33370-like
Exons: 5
Coding region: 167-1258 (363 amino acids)
Molecular function (GO): hydrolase activity, acting on ester bonds
Source: RefSeq, a predicted model, not a curated record
AGGAGGCCAACGACAAAAUCAAUCUUUAAAAUUUUAACUUCAAACCGAUCUGCAUUGUCACAACUAUAUAAAUACACCACUAUGUCACCAACAAAUGCAUUCGUCUAGUAGCUAUAGGUGUGAAUUCUGAGACAAAUAAUUAAAGGGUUGUCCAAAAAUUAUCUCAAUGCACUUUCCUUUACCUUCUCUGCUAUUGUUAGUUGUUGUAGGAAGUCUAUACACUGAAGCAGAAGGCCGUGCAUUCUUUGUCUUUGGUGAUUCACUCGUCGAUAGUGGCAACAACAACUACCUUGCGACCCUUGCUCGUGCUGAUGCGCCUCCUUAUGGCAUUGACUACCCAACUCAUCAACCCACUGGUCGCUUCUCCAAUGGACUAAACAUCCCAGACAUUAUCAGUGAGUCAAUUGGUGAGGAGUCUGUACUGCCAUACUUGAACCCUGAGCUCAGAGGAGACAAACUCCUUAAUGGUGCCAACUUUGCUUCUGCCGGAGUUGGAAUUCUCAAUGAUACUGGGGUCCAAUUUGUAAACAUAAUAAGAAUGCCACAGCAAUUGCAGUACUUCAAAGAAUACCAGCAACGAGUAAGUGAGUGUUUCGGAGUGGCAAAGAUGAAGCAGCUGGUGAAUGAAGCACUUAUCCUCAUUAGCGCCGGCGGCAAUGACUUUGUUAACAACUACUACUUGGUUCCAAACUCAGAUAGAUCUCGUCAAUAUGCUAUCCAAGAUUAUGUUCCUUAUAUCAUCUCCGAGUACAAAAAGAUUCUAAUGAGGAUAUACGAGAUGGGAGGUCGUAAUGUUCUCGUAACUGGAACAGGACCUCUGGGUUGUGUUCCAGCAGAAAUAGCCCAGAGGAGCCCCAAUGGGUCGUGUGCUGGUGAGCUACAAAGAGCUGCUGCCCUCUACAACCCUCAACUUGUUCAGAUGAUAACUCAACUUAACAAGAAGAUUGGCCUUACUACAAAUGUGUUCUACGGAGUUAACUCAUACCGGAUGAACAUUGACUUCAUCACUAACCCUCGAGCCUAUGGGUUUGUAACAUCAAAGAUAGCAUGUUGUGGACAAGGGCCCUACAAUGGGAUUGGACUGUGCACACCUCUAUCAAACUUGUGUAAAAACAGAGAUACUUAUGCAUUCUGGGAUCCAUUCCAUCCCUGUGAGAGAGCAAACCGCUAUAUCGUCCGACAGAUCCUCUCCGGAACUACCGAGUACAUGCACCAUGGCAACCUAACCACCAUCUUGGCGGCCAAUAACCCAAGUUGAUAGAUUCCAUGAGGACCUUCAAUUGGCUCCAUUUUUAUAACUCAUUCAUUAACACAUGCACCCAUCGACCUUUAUGUUGCCCUAUUAGGCUUUCAGGCGGAGAGAUCAACCAAUAAAUUAUGGAUGAUCUUGUAGCUAGAAUCUAUUUAUGUUUCAGAUUGUUGUUUGUGACGUGUGAGGCAUUUCUAGGUAAACUAAUAAAUCAUCAACCAGCUUUCUUUCUUUCUCUUUA